Funneliformis caledonium is the source of this 279-nucleotide messenger RNA. The record is from the annotation of a GenBank genome assembly. Lineage: Eukaryota; Fungi; Glomeromycota; Glomeromycetes; Glomerales; Glomeraceae.
AUGGUAACGUUGAUCUAUGCGGUUAUAGUAGUAACGAAUUUUGAUAGAGGACUUCAAGAAAUCAUUGAAAAUUAUAAGGAUAGGAUGAAACAAAGACCAACUAAUAUUAAUGGUCCGACAAUGAAUGUAACUACUUUAAAUAUUCCGUCAGCACAAUCGAUACAUACACUUUCGUCCUCGACGUCUCAUCAAUUCCCCGUUACAUCUCUGUCAAAUGAUAAGAUUAGUUAUGUUAGUGAUGAAAGUAAAGGCGAAUCACGUUGGACUAUUGACGAUUAA